This is a messenger RNA of Spinacia oleracea (spinach), 2469 nucleotides long. RefSeq lists its product as uncharacterized. The coding region runs from base 1 to 2469 and encodes 822 amino acids. The record is from RefSeq and is a predicted model, not a curated record. The transcript has 10 exons. NCBI's taxonomy places the organism in Eukaryota, Viridiplantae, Streptophyta, Magnoliopsida, Caryophyllales, Amaranthaceae.
AUGCGAUAUUUCCCUCUUAUCCCGAGGCUAAAAAGAAUCUACAUGUCACCAGAAACAGCAGAAGAUAUGAGAUGGCAUGAUACAGAGCGAUUGGGUGAAGAUGAUAAGAAGAUUUUGAGGCAUCCUUCAGAUGCCUUAGCAUGGAAGGCAUUUGAUGAGCGUCAUAGAGAUUUUGCAUUAGACCCUCGUAGUGUUCGAUUAGGUCUUGCGAGUGAUGGGUUUAAUCCUUAUCGUUUAAUGAACACCACUUAUAGUACGUGGCCAGUGAUGUUGAUUCCUUAUAAUCUUCCACCAUGGUUAUGUAUGAAACCAUCUUCUUUCAUUUUGUCCACACUUAUUCCCGGAAAAGCAAGUCCUGGAAAUGAUAUUGAUGUGUAUUUGCAGCCAUUAGUGCAUGAAUUGAAAUUGUUGUGGACUGGGGUUGAAGCUUUUGAUGCUUUUGAAGGAAAGAAAUUUAAUUUGCGCGUGGCUUUGCUUUGGACUAUUAAUGACUUUCCUGGCUAUUCAAUGCUCUCUGGUUUGAGCACAAAAGGUUACAAUGCAUGUCCUAUAUGCAUAGAUUCCACGCCUUCUGAUAGAUUUGGGAACAAGAUUUGUUAUUGUAGCUAUAGAAAAUGGUUACCUUCAGAUCACCCAUAUCGAAUUCAGGGUGACAAAUUUUGUGAGAAGUAUGGAACUAAUGAGCGGGGUAAAGCUCCAUCUCGUCCUAGCGGGACUGAUAUAUUGAGUGAACAAGAAAAGGUCGAGUAUGUUUAUGGAAAGUCGAAGGCACCACAGAAAAAGAGACAAAGAGGAGAUAAUGAUAACAAUGAUGUCCAACAUGAAAGUGCUUUUGGUACCAAGAGAAGCAUAUUCUUUGAUUUGGUGUAUUGGGAGCAUAAUCUUUUAAGGCAUAAUUUAGAUGUAAUGCACAUUGAGAAAAAUGUGUCUGAGAAUAUUUUGGGAACUCUUCUUAGUAUGGAUAAGACUUCGUAUUCUAUGUCUAUGGAGGAGAAAGAGAGGUUCUUAAAUGUUCUACAGAAACUUAAAGUUCCGGAUGGAUAUGGAUCCAACCUCUCUAGUUGUGUGAAUAUGAAGCAAAGAAAGUUGAUUAACCUCAAAAGUCAUGACAACCAUGUUCUAAUGCAAGAUAUCCUUCCUGUUGCCUUAAGAGUUUCUAACGCUACAAAAGUGAUUGACUUGUUGGCUGGAUUGUCUUCUUUUUUCAAGAGGUUGUGCUCUACUACUAUUGAUCCAGAUGAUUUAGAUGAUCUUCAAGAUGGAAUUAUUUUAACUCUUUGUAAGUUGGAAAUAGAGUUCCCGCCUUCAUUUUUCACAAUCAUGGUCCAUUUGUUGAUUCACUUAGUGGAGGAGGUUAAACUUGGUGGACCAGUGCAAUACAGAUGGAUGUAUCCCAUUGAAAGGUACUUGUCCCAUUUGAAAUCACAUGUAACCAAUAAAGCCCCCCAACCUGAAGGAUCUAUUGCGGAAGGCUUCCUUUUAGAGGAGACAAUUAGGUUUUGUUCGAGAUAUCUUGAAGGUGUUAAGACCAUCUUUAACAUACCUACGAGGAUGGAUGAUGAGAUUUCAAAUUCCAAUUAUUACUUGUUUAACACUGGUGGUCGAGUUGUUGGGAAGGAGGUCACCAUUCUCCUUGAUGACAAAAGCUUAAAACAAGCUCAUCGCUACGUUUUACUUCACUCUGAUGCGAUCAAAGGGGAUAUGGAUGAAUUUUUAAUGGAGAAACGUCAAAUGAACUCACAAAGUUCCUCCACGGAGAGUGAUGAAAGCAACUGGAUCAUCAAUGAAUUCGGAGGGUGGUUGCAAAAUAAGGUACAUUGCAUAGAUGCCACCACCGAAGAUGAGAAACUAAGAAAAGCUUUAGCGGGUGACAUUCAUAGGGGUGUAAGAACAUAUCCAAAUGGCGAUGUAUGUGUCAAUUUCUCGAAAUUGAUGCAUACUGGGCGAUUGUUGCAAGAUGAUCCAUUUAUAUUCUCAUCUCAAGCAAAACAAGUUUUUUACAUAGAAGAUGAGAUUCAAAAAGGAUGGUUGCAUGUUGUAAAGAAUAAGCCUAGGGACUUGUUUGAUUUAGGUGAUUCUUUACCAGUAGAAGUAGAGGGAGAGGUAUUGUAUAUUUUUCUUGCGGUUGAUAUGCUUGUGGUAGCUAUACUUGAUACUUUCAUACUGGACUGGAGUAAGAAGCUGUUGGCAAUUCUGCGAAGUUUUAUCCUUUUUAUCAAGGAAUUACUACGUCGUAGGAUACAGGAUUUAUGGAUAGAGGUUGCUGCACGAACAAAGGUGAAUAUUUCUUCAGCUGCAACUAUAUCCAGGGAUGUAGUGCAUAAACCAGUAGAUGAUGUUCUUGCUGCAAUGUCUGCUGCUCUGGCUAUUGAUGCUGCAACUUCAGCAAUUUUUGCUGCUUUCUAUGCCUUUUCAGCAGCUUUAGCCGCCUUUUCGGCAGCUUUUGCCGCCAUUGCUGCAUUUGACUGA